Vanderwaltozyma polyspora DSM 70294 is the source of this 1302-nucleotide messenger RNA. RefSeq names its product ribose-phosphate diphosphokinase. The coding region runs from base 1 to 1302 and encodes 433 amino acids. Gene Ontology annotation, cellular component: cytoplasm; ribose phosphate diphosphokinase complex. Gene Ontology annotation, molecular function: magnesium ion binding; ribose phosphate diphosphokinase activity. Gene Ontology annotation, biological process: 5-phosphoribose 1-diphosphate biosynthetic process; purine nucleotide biosynthetic process; ribonucleoside monophosphate biosynthetic process. Lineage: Eukaryota; Fungi; Ascomycota; Saccharomycetes; Saccharomycetales; Saccharomycetaceae. The record is from RefSeq and is a predicted model, not a curated record. The transcript has a single exon.
AUGAGAGAUUAUAAGGUAUUUAUUGGGAAUUCUCAUCCAGAAUUGGGUAAUUUAGUCUGCCAGAGGUUAGGUGUUGAACCUGCACCUUGCGUAUUAAAGAAAUUUGUUAAUGGUGAAACAUCCGUUCAGAUAGGGGUCUCUGUACGUGACGAAGACGUCUAUGUAAUUCAAUCUAGUUCGAACACUUUGAAUGAUCAUAUAAUGGAGUUAUUGAUUAUGGUUUCUGCUUUUAGUGGUGGGUCUGCUGGAAAAGUGACAGCUGUAAUACCAAUGUUCCCUUAUUCAAAGCAAAGUAAAAUGAAAAAACAUAGAGGUGCCAUUACUGCUAGAAUGUUGGCAAACCUAUUGAUCAUGGCUGGCGCUGACCACGUAAUUUCAAUGGACCUUCAUUCAUCUCAAAUGCAGGGAUUCUUCAGUAAACCUGUUGAUAAUCUUUAUGGUGGUCCAAGUUUAGCAAGAUGGAUUAAGGAAAAUGUGGAAGAUUAUGAAAAUGCUGUCGUAGUUUCGAAGAAUCCUGGUGGAACGAAAAGAGUUACUGCUUUAGCUGACAGCUUGAAGAUAAAUUUUGCGAUGAUUCAUACUGAUCGUAGACGUUCAAAAGAUCUAUACUCACAGAAUAGAGAUGUUGAACAAUUACGAUUAAGAAAACAGUCCAUGCUGAGAAAAAACAGACCGAUUGUGAAGCUAGGAGACUCUCCAUUCGAAGAAGAGAAUAUAAUAUUGUCUAAUGGUAUUCAAACUGCUAGAAUCCGUAAUGGCCAUGUUAUUAGUGAUGAUGAAAUUGAUACCACUGACUUUACUGGAGAGGAAGGAUUUUUGACUGACAGUCUCAUAUUAUCUUCUAAUCACAAUGAACAGUAUGGCCUAUGUCAGAAUUAUGAAGGAACCGAUGAUGAAGAAGAAGAGGAAGAAGGCAAACCCGAUCUUACUCAUGGAGAAAAAUUGAUAACUUUAGUUGGUAGUGUCGAGAAUAGUUCAGCAAUUAUACUAGACGAUAUGAUAGACAGACCAACCUCAUUUGUAAGUGCUGCAGAACAUUUGGUUCAAAAUUGUGGGGCUAAAAAAGUUUACGUCAUUGCUACGCAUGGUGUAUUCAUUGGUGACUGUUUACAACAACUAGAACAGUCUGAAGCUAUUCAUAAAAUUGUAGUUACAAAUAGUUAUCCAAUCCCAAAGGAGCAUAUAGAAAUGUCAACCAAACUGGAAGUCAUAGACGUCUCUGCUAUUUUUGCUGAAUGUAUUCGCCGUGACCACAACGGUGAGAGUAUAUCAGUACUAUUCGACUCAUUGGCUGUUUCGUAA